AGUUGUAGAUACGACUUCCACAUUAUAAGUACAUACCUGGCUACCCUAUAUAUUGCCUAAUAUAAAAGUUCCAUAGACACAUAGGUAGUACACCUCAACUGAACUGUGCGUGUAGCCGUUGAUUAUUUAUACUUGUUUUAGUUAUGGAACAGUGGAAAGGCAAAGUAGCGAUAGUAACUGGUGCCAGUGCAGGAAUCGGUGAGGCAAUCGUUGUCAAGUUAGUGAAAUACGGCGUUCAUGUUGUAGCGCUCGCUAGAAGAGAAGUUAAACUUAAGGAAUUAGCAGAAUCACUUAAUGGAAAAGGAAAUAAUCAUGGUACUAUUCACACAAAAGUUUGCGAUGUGACAGAUGAACAAGCAGUGAAAAAUGUAUUUUCUUGGGUCGAUUCUACACUGGGAGGUGUUAGUAUUUUAAUCAAUAAUGCUGGAAUCGCAAGAGUAUCAAGUCUUCUUAAUGGAAAACUGGAAGAUUGGCAAGAAAUGAUGAAUUUAAAUGUGUUAGCAUUAAAUGUGUGCUCAAGGGAAGCUUAUCAAUCAAUGACAAGAAAUAAAAUCGAUGGUCAUAUUAUUCAAGUGAACAGUGUUGCUGGUCAUAAUAUAACACCAUACUUUGCCAUGAAAAUGUACAAUGCUUCAAAACACGCGGUCGGAGUCUUAUGCGAGGGACUUCGUCACGAACUACAGUUAGUAGGAUCAAAAAUCAAAGUGUCGAGCAUUAGUCCGGGAGGAGUUUCAACAGACCUUUUAUUAGGUAUUCUUGAACGCAGUAGAGAACCAAAUUCAACAGUUCAAGUAAAUAACAUAAAAAUACUUCAAACUGAAGAUGUUGCUAACGCAGUUAUCACCACUUUAGCCACUCCGCCAACUGUACUUAUAGCUGAAUUGACCAUCAUAGCCAAUGGAUCAACAAUACAAGCACAUUUUCAACCAUCGGAUGCAGUAGUGAAAAACUUAUUAAAUUCAUAAAAAUAUGUAUUUUAUAUAAGACACAACUAUAUUAUGUAUUUUUUUGUAUUACAAUGGAUUAAAAAUGAUUAAUAUUGUUAUUAUAAAUUACUCUUACGGUUUUACAAAUAAAACAUCAAUUUAAAAAAUAAAAUAA
This is a messenger RNA of Acyrthosiphon pisum (pea aphid), 1101 nucleotides long. Its product is annotated as farnesol dehydrogenase. The coding region runs from base 144 to 965 and encodes 273 amino acids. Lineage: Eukaryota; Metazoa; Arthropoda; Insecta; Hemiptera; Aphididae. The record is from RefSeq and is a predicted model, not a curated record. The transcript has 7 exons. Gene Ontology annotation, molecular function: oxidoreductase activity.